Molecule: messenger RNA, 1431 nt
Organism: Penaeus chinensis
Lineage: Eukaryota; Metazoa; Arthropoda; Malacostraca; Decapoda; Penaeidae
Exons: 7
Coding region: 754-1431 (225 amino acids)
Source: RefSeq, a predicted model, not a curated record
UGUGCGUUCGCUCGUCUCGCUAUUAGUGUCGGCCUUGCUCGGCUCUGCGGGCCGAAUUUGGGUGUCCCCGGAAACCAGCGAGAUUCUUAGGGCACACACCAAACUGUCCCCAAGUAAAUUCGGGAGAUUUGUAGGUGUAGAUCUCGUAGGAAAUAUAAUAUAUCUAUACGGGCAUUUUACAAAAAUGUAGCUAAGUGUAAAGAGAAAGUACUUACCUAGAUUCCCUUUGAAAAAAAAAAAAAAGGAAAACGGCAGAAAUAUAUGAAAUAAAUAUAAUAGAAAAUAUACUAAUUAUGUGGUUAUUGCAUUUUGGUAUUCUCUCUGCAUCAGGAUUAUGAAAACACACAUAGAAUACGAAGAACUGAAUACUUAAAGAUCCUCAUCUCUCUAAUGGCUAAAUAGAAAGGGCAAAGAAAAAAGUGAGAAAAAAAGAAAAGAACGUAAAACAAAAUCACUUCUUCCAUUGCGAGAAGAGUUCUGUACAGACACAAAAGGGAGAGAAAGAGAUACGUAAAACCAUUCUGAGCCUCCACCACUUCAAAAUGUGGUUAAAGAGCAUAACAAACAUCUGCUCGGAUCGGAAGUUGUAAAUACAGGAAGGAGAGAGAAAGUAAGAUAGAUAAAUAGAGAGAGAGAGAGAGAAAGGUGUAUAUAAGCAAGUGCAAACAACGCAGGCCAAGAGAAACUUGUAUGGGCCAUGUGAGGAGGAGGUAGACAGCAACGCCUGAGACAGGGAAGAGCUGCAGGCGAUUUAUGAAGGCUUUGACUGCUGCUGUUUGGGAAGGAGAGAAAGGGUUCUUGUGCGUGAUGGUUUAUGUGGCGUGGAGUCUGACCUUGGCGCUCCUCGUCGUCCCUUCCUCCUGCGAACUGCUCUGGACGCCCAUCCUGCCGGCCUCGCAAGAACAAGUAGACCUGUGGACGGUCUCAGGAUCCGGAUGUGCCUGCUCUUCCUCUGAGGACGAGAGGGGCGGCUCCCGCGACUGCGCCUGCUGCGUUAACAGGGUAGCGUGCCCCUGCGGGGCUGCCAACCCCCACCGCUGCGCCCAGUGUGGUCUCCAGCAACACUGCAACAAUAUGUGCAACGUGACCAUCGACGGGGCGUUGCUCAGCGUCACGUCAGGGCGCAUGUCGGGCUCCUUGGUCCCCCCCGGUGACGUGGCGCCUCCCCUCUCCUGCUGGUACCUCCUUCGGGCGCCUCCGGGUCACCGCGUCGAGGUUCAGCUGCACCGUCCUCGUCCACGUCGGGCCAGGCAAUAUGUAAACACAGUUGCCAAUAUGAUAGAGACGCAGCGUAAUGGAAGUUGGAGUUCACAUGGAGGACUUGCAUGGAAGCGACCACUUUCCAGUGCUAUUGGAGGAAUUAAAUGCCAUUCCAGCCAGUGGGAUGAAGAGAUGGCGACUUCUAGAUCAACUACAGUAAUGCAGGGAUAA